Molecule: messenger RNA, 1462 nt
Organism: Acipenser ruthenus (sterlet)
Lineage: Eukaryota; Metazoa; Chordata; Actinopteri; Acipenseriformes; Acipenseridae
Product: 26S proteasome non-ATPase regulatory subunit 8-like
Exons: 7
Coding region: 45-848 (267 amino acids)
Biological process (GO): proteasome-mediated ubiquitin-dependent protein catabolic process
Cellular component (GO): proteasome regulatory particle; cytosol; nucleus
Source: RefSeq, a predicted model, not a curated record
ACGUCGUAUUCCGCGGACCGGUGCCGCACAACUGCAGAUUCACCAUGGCGGCGAGGCUGAAGGAGACGGCGAGCAUGUACGAGCAACUGAAAUCAGAGUGGAACAAGAAAAGCCCAAAUUUAAACAAAUGUGGCGACAUUCUGGCAAAACUCAAGAUCUCUCUCUUGGAACUCAACUUUCUUCCAACCACAGGGACGAAGCUGAGCAAGCAGCAGCUCAUUCUCGCCCGUGAUAUUCUGGAGAUCGGCGCUCAGUGGAGUAUUCUGAAGAAGCUCAUCCCCUCCUUCGAGAGGUACAUGGCUCAGCUCAUGUGCUACUACUUCGACUACAAGGAUGAGCUCCCAGACUCUGCCUAUAAGCACCAGCUGCUGGGUCUGAACCUGCUGUUCCUGCUGUCUCAGAACCGCGUGGCCGAGUUCCACACAGAGCUGGAGCGGCUCAGCGCCAAGGACAUCCAGAGCAACGUGUACAUCAAGCACCCCGUGUCCCUGGAGCAGUACCUCAUGGAGGGAAGCUAUAACAAGGUGUUCCUGGCCAAGGGGAAUAUCCCAGCUGAGAGCUACACCUUCUUCAUAGACAUCCUGCUGGACACCAUCCGGGACGAGAUCGCCGGCUGCAUCGAGAAGGCCUACGAGAAAAUCCUCUUCAGUGAAGCCACCAGAGUCCUGUUCUUCAGCUCCCCCAAGAAGAUGACUGACUACGCCAAGAAGCGCUCCUGGCUCCUGGGCCCCAGUAAUUACUACACGUUUGGCAGCCAGCAGCAGAAGCAGGAGGAGUCGAGCAUCCCCUCCACAGAGCUGGCCCAGCAAGUCAUUGAGUACGCCAGGCAGCUGGAAAUGAUCGUCUGAGAGACUCCCUCCCAUUCUCGCUCUCUCUCUCUCUCUCUCCUCCUCUCCUCUUCUCUCUCUCUCCUUCUUCCCAGGAUUCUUUGUGUAUGCAAGGCAGCUUUAAAGGAUUGUCUUAGUGCCCCCUCUCUCUCUCUCUCCCCUCCUUUCCUCCCUCCUUCCCAGUCCACAAGCAGACAGGCUCCAUUUAAUCAAAAGUUGUAAUGUUUGUUUUUAGCAUGGCGGAGUUGCAAAUGAAACACCUUUCUCAAGGGAGCGGGGAGCGGGAAGGGGGGAGUGGGGGGGAUUUUCCAGGAAGUUUAUUUUGUAUUCCUUUCUAGAUCUGUUUUUUUUUUUAUUAUUAUUAUUAAAUAAACAAUAAACAAAUACAAAAUUGACAAAAUAUCCAACAUCAUUUUCACUGCUGUCUGCAAAACGUGGGAGUCAAAUCCAGGGACCCGUUGAACAAACUGUUCACAUUAUAAUAAACAAACCUUUUUUUUUUUUUAAAGAAAGAAAGAUUAGACAUUUUUGCAUUUGUAAAGCAUUUCUUUAUCUUUACUGUAAUAUAUAACUAAUGAAUAAUAAAACAUUUUAAAAAAGACCAAAAAAAAACAAAUAAAUGUUUUUCAUCUAAA